Messenger RNA from Marmota monax (woodchuck), 8238 nucleotides. RefSeq names its product AT-rich interaction domain 4A (gene Arid4a). Gene Ontology annotation, cellular component: nucleus. Gene Ontology annotation, molecular function: transcription cis-regulatory region binding. Gene Ontology annotation, biological process: regulation of transcription by RNA polymerase II. The coding region runs from base 195 to 4034 and encodes 1279 amino acids. NCBI's taxonomy places the organism in Eukaryota, Metazoa, Chordata, Mammalia, Rodentia, Sciuridae. The transcript is spliced from 24 exons. The record is from RefSeq and is a predicted model, not a curated record.
UGUGGCAGUAAAUCGGGGCGAGUGGGGAAUCCGGCGCAGGAACUGCCGCCGCGGCCCGGAGUGGUGUUUCCCGGACGGGGGCCCACGGCGAUCAGUGGGGUGGAGGACUCGAGAGCUGACAGCUCGCACUUCACCCUCAGUAGCGACAGCGAAGAUAACUCGUUGAGCUGGAACCCCACAGAUCACCAAUAAAAAUGAAGGCGGCGGAUGAGCCUGCCUACCUGACAGUGGGAACUGAUGUCAGUGCCAAGUACCGAGGUGCCUUCUGUGAGGCAAAGAUUAAAACAGUGAAAAGGCUGGUGAAAGUUAAGGUACUCCUGAAACAAGAUAAUACAACACAGUUGGUGCAAGAUGAUCAAGUAAAGGGUCCUUUAAGAGUUGGAGCUAUUGUUGAAACCAGGACAUCUGAUGGAUCCUUUCAGGAAGCUAUUAUCAGCAAGUUGACAGAUGCUAGCUGGUAUACUGUGGUGUUUGAUGACGGUGAUGAGAGAACAUUGAGGCGUACAUCACUUUGUUUGAAAGGAGAGAGACAUUUUGCAGAGAGUGAGACACUUGACCAGCUUCCAUUAACAAAUCCAGAGCAUUUUGGAACUCCAGUAAUAGCAAAGAAAACCAAUAGAGGAAGAAGGUCCUCACUUCCAGUUACUGAAGAUGAAAAGGAAGAAGAAAGUAGUGAAGAGGAAGAUGAAGAUAAGCAACGUCUCAAUGACGAAUUAUUAGGAAAAGUUGUUUGUGUGGUAUCUACAGUUGAGAGGACUGAAUGGUAUCCUGCUCUGGUAAUAUCUCCUAGCUGUAAUGAUGACAUCACAGUGAAAAAGGAUCAGUGUUUAGUUCGAUCAUUUAUCGAUUCUAAAUUUUAUUCUAUAGCAAGGAAAGAUAUUAAGGAAGUAGACAUUCUCAAUCUACCAGAAUCAGAGCUCUCCACUAAACCAGGGCUACAGAAAGCAAGUGUCUUCUUAAAAACUAGAAUUGUUCCUGAUAAUUGGAAAAUGGAUAUAAGUGAAAUCCUUGAGUCAUCCAGUAGUGAUGAUGAAGAUGGUCCUGCUGAAGAAAAUGAUGAAGAAAAGGAAAAGGAAGCCAAAAAGGAAGAAGAGGAGGUGCCUGAGGAAGAGCUUGACCCUGAAGAGAGGGACAACUUCCUCCAACAGCUUUAUAAGUUUAUGGAAGACAGAGGUACUCCAAUCAACAAACCACCUGUUUUGGGCUACAAAGACCUCAAUCUCUUCAAACUCUUUAGAUUGGUUUAUCAUCAGGGUGGAUGUGACAAUAUUGAUAGUGGUGCUGUAUGGAAGCAAAUUUAUAUGGACCUUGGCAUUCCAAUUUUGAAUUCAGCUGCUUCCUACAAUGUAAAAACUGCUUAUAGAAAGUAUCUCUAUGGUUUUGAGGAGUACUGCCGUUCUGCAAAUAUUCAGUUCAGAACUAUUCACCACCAUGAGCCAAAAGUAAAAGUGGAAAAAAAAGAGUUAGAAGAAUCAAUGGAAGAAGCUCUAAAAGUAGAUCAAGAAAUGCCUUUAAUAGAAGUGAAGAGUGAACCUGAGGAAAACAUUGAUUCAAACAGUGAAAGUGAAAGAGAAGAAAUAGAAUUAAAAUCUCCAAGAGGACGACGGAGAAUUGCUCGAGAUGCAAAUUCUAUUAAAAAGGAAAUUGAAGAGGAGAAAACAGAAGACAAAUUAAAAGAUAUUGAUGCAGAAAAUAAGAUUGUAGAUGAUGACUAUGAAACUUCAGAGAAAAAAGAAAAUGAACUGCUACUGGGGAGAAAAAAUACACCAAAGCAAAAAGAGAAGAAAAUUAAAAAGCAAGAAGAUUCUGAUAAAGACUCAGAUGAAGAGGAAGAAAAAAGCCAAGAGAGGGAAGAAACUGAAAGCAAAUGUGACUCUGAAGGGGAAGAAGAUGAGGAAGACAUGGAACCCUGCCUAACAGGAACCAAAGUGAAAGUGAAAUAUGGACGAGGGAAAACUCAGAAAAUUUAUGAAGCCAGCAUUAAAAGCACUGAAAUUGAUGAUGGAGAAGUUCUAUACUUGGUACAUUAUUAUGGAUGGAAUGUCAGGUAUGAUGAAUGGGUGAAGGCUGACAGGAUAAUCUGGCCUUUGGACAAAGGUGGACCAAAGAAAAAACAAAAGAAGAAAGCUAAGAAUAAAGAAGAUAGUGAAAAGGAUGAAAAAAGGGAUGAAGAGAGGCAGAAGUCAAAACGGGGACGACCUCCUUUAAAAUCAACCCUUUCAUCAAAUAUGCCGUAUGGUUUAUCUAAGACAGCAAACAGUGAAGGAAAAUCAGGUACCAGCUGUGCUCACAGUGCUAUGCCAGACAGCUCACCUCUGUCAAAUGGAAUGGAAGACUCUUGCUCAUCUGAUAGUGAAACAGAAGAUCCUUUAGAAAAGAAUUUGAUAAAUGAAGAACUCUCUCCUGAUAUUAAGGAAGAACUCGAAAAAAAUGAAAAUUUGAAUGAUGAUAAACUAGAUGAAGAAAAUCCAAAGAUUGCUGCACAUAUAUUAAAAGAAAAUGAUAGGACUCAAAUGCAGCCUUUAGAAACCCUGAAGUUAGAAGUUGGAGAGAAUGAACAAAUAGUGCAGAUAUUUGGAAACAAAGUGGAACAAGUAGAAGAAGUUAAGAAAGAGGCAGAAAAAUCUCCUAAAGGAAAGGGAAGGCGAAGCAAAACAAAAGAUCUUUCUUUAGAAAUUUUAAAGAUUUCAUCAUUUAGCCCCGAUGAAGCAGGAAGUGAACCUCACAUAGAAACUCAUAGUCUUGAAUUUUCCUCAUUAGACGGUAAAAACUUUUCUUGUGCUACUGAAGAUGAAAUUGACCAAUAUGGGAAAGAAAAAAAGUUGAAAAGGAAAAUAUUAGGACAGUCAUCACCAGAGAAAAAAAUAAGACUGGAGAAUGGAACAGAAAUGACAAAUAGUGUGUCUCAAGAAAGGACUGGUGAUUGUAUUGGAUCUGAGGGAAUAAAAAACUUAAAUUUCGAACAGCACUUUGAAACAGAAAAUGAAGGAAUGCCAUCAUUAACAGCAGAGUCGAACCAAUGUGCUCAAGAGUCCAGUGGUGAAAAACUUGAUAGUCCAGCUGAAGAAACUGUGAAUACACCACUGAAAGAAGAGGAAGAGGCAAUGCCUCUGAUUGGGCCCGAAACCUUGGUGUGCCAUGAAGUAGAUUUGGAUGAUCUGGAUGAGAAGGAAAAGACCAGCAUUGAGGAGGUGGUAGUUGAGAGCUCUGAGUCCAACUCCCUCGUUUCUGUCCCACCUGCCCUCCCUCCUACAGCUCAGCAUAACUUCUCAGCAGCUUCACCACUUACUCUCUCUCAGGACGAGUCUCGAAGUGUAAAAAGUGAGAGCGACGUAACGAUUGAGGUUGACAGCAUUGCUGAAGAGUCUCAAGAAGGUCUCUGUGAGAGGGAAUCAGCAAAUGGGUUUGAAGCCAGUGCUGCCACUGGUACUUGCAAUAUAAUUGUACAGGAACGAGAGAGCAGGGAGAAAGGUCAGAAAAGGCCAAGCGAUGGAAAUAGUGGAUUAAUGGCAAAAAAACAAAAGCGCACCCCAAAGCGAACAAGUGCUGUAGCCAAAAAUGACAAGAAUGGAGCAGGACAAAGCAGUGAUAGUGAAGAUCUCCCAGCUGUGGACAAUUCAAGUAAAUGUACCCCAGUGAAACACCUUAGUGUGUCUAAGCCUCAGAAGCUUACACGAUCACCUGCAAGAAUCUCCCCUCAUAUCAAAGAUGGAGAGAAAGAGAAACACAGAGAAAAACAUCCAAAUUCAUCUCCUAGGACAUAUAAGUGGAGCUUUCAACUCAAUGAAUUAGAUAAUAUGAAUAGUACAGAGAGAAUCUCUUUUCUUCAAGAAAAAUUACAGGAAAUCAGAAAAUAUUACAUGUCUUUGAAGUCUGAAGUUGCAACCAUAGACAGGAGAAGAAAAAGAUUAAAAAAGAAAGACAGAGAAGUGUCUCAUGCAGGAGCCUCUAUGUCAUCUGCUUCAUCAGACACUGGAAUGAGUCCCUCAUCAUCAUCUCCCCCACAAAAUGUCCUUGCUGUAGAAUGCAGGUGAUAAACAUUUUCUCUGCCUUCCCAGCAGUUUGCUGCCAUGGACAUAAAUUCCAAAACCCUGAAAUACAACCACAGAGAGCACUCAACUGGUUUGACAUUGCUAAGUAUAUCCUGUGUACUUUUCCAGGCUGGAUUGUAUCUAUUCCCUUUUCUCUUGUUUUAUCUUGUUGCAAAAAAAAAAAAAAAAAAAAAAAAAAGCUGAUUAAUAAUUGAAGGUUAGGCAGCCUGCCAUAUUUGUUAUAAUUUUUCCUCUUUAUUUUUUUCAUUUUUUGUGAUAUAGAAAAAAAGGGCACUUAGCAAAUUUGAAUUUGUAAAAUAAAGCUUUUCAGGUGUUAUAGAAAUCAUAGACAAGCAAGUGCACAUGGUAAACAUCAAAAUAUUAUCCAGCUGAAUAGAUACUGCUGCACUUUCACUAAGAUGUAUUUGUAUACUUGGUGAGUAGGGGGUUUAUGUUGUGUUUUUUAUUGUUAUUGAUGGUUUUUUUUUUUUUUUUAAUUUCUGUGGAAGCACUUGCUAUUUAGAACUGCCAAAGUAUAUGUUCAGCAGUGUGCCCAGGUUUAAAGGUGUAAAUGGGACAAAAUAAAUUGUGAAAGGAAGUGUAGUUGACUGAAAACUACAGUUGUAAUAAGUCUUCCACUUUUUAUAGGACUUUUGAGCACACAAUUAUGCAAAUAUUUUAAUGUUUAUUAAUGUUUACAGUGGAAUUGUGAAUAAGUUUUCAGUGGACUAUCUUAUCCCUUGACAAAAAUAUUUUGUCUUUUUUCUAUGUAAUUUCAGAGUUUUUAUUUUGUUACAAAAAUACAAAAAUGAAAUAUAUAACAACAAUGAAGUUAUUUAACAAGAUUUCUAAAGCUGAAAAUUUUGUGUAAAAUAAGGUAUUAUCUUGCAACUUGUUAAAUAUAUUUAUUCAGACAUUGGAUGUUGUAUUUUUAUGUAUUUUUUAAAAUAUUAAUAAAAUUGAAAAAAAGAAAAUUCUAGGUUAAUUCACUCUUUGGAUGACGCUAGCUCUCAGCUGUCCCUUUUACAGGAGGUACCUCCAGCAGCCUGGCCUGUACUGAAGGGAGUCUGUCUCAGUCCUUCAAACAGAAUAGAACUAUAAAUGGGCAUCUGGAUCAUUGAAGUAUGUCCUUAUUUAGAAACUUUGGCAGUCCUAGUAUUUAAACUGUUUUAAGGAUCAAAUUUUUGGUUGCCCUUCAGAAAUUUUGUCACAGUUUUAUGUUUGCUAUACUGCCGAAUAAAUUUAUAUCUCCCAAAGUUGAGAUGCAACAACUAAGUAAAGCAACUAUGUAUGCUUUGUCUGUGAAUUGUUCCACAGGCUGAUACAUUUUGUAAAUAAUUCUUCCAAAAUCAUGUAUUUAAAGCAGUUUUGCAUAUACAUUAUGUAAAAAGUGAUUUUUUAAAAGCAAUUUUUACAUUCAUGUUUGUACAUUGAAAGGGGUUUUUUUUAAACCUCCUUUUCUGUGUUUAAUACGCUGUAGAGUAUAACCUAGAUGCUCUAGACUGUAUAUCAGGAUCUGAUUUACAAGAACAAAGUCAGAGCUAAACACUAGUGAUGGCAUAGCAUUACUGAAAUCAUUGUUUCUUAAUUUCAUUUUACCACAUUGUGAACUUGUGAUUCAGAUUCCUUCCAUUUUCUCAGAGAAUUAAAAACAAAAAAAGUACUCUUGUAAAAUGCACUUUUCUGUCUUUUCUUUGCAAAGCAGAAGUAUUUCAAUGUAAAAUAAAAAUGGAGCUCAGCGGUCAGUAUUAAUAAAGGCUAUGUUUUAAACAUAGGCUUUAUAUUUUUAGUGUUCAUUUAAGUUAUUGCUUUUUCCCCAAAUGCCAGUAACUUUAUAGUUGGAAAAAUCAGAUUUCAAAAAACAAAGCAUUUCAGUGUAUUACUCAGCCUUUUAAUUAAAUAUUUUCUAGUACUUAUACAAAUAAAAAAAUGUGUCAUUCAAAUCUAGUUGAAACUAGGAAGCAACCUUAGAUUUAGACAUUGAGAUAUUUUCAGAGGCAAAUCAGUAAAUCUGAGAUAACUAAGUUUUUAGUUUGAGUACUGUCUAUCCCUUCUAAUUGAUAUAAAUUUGGUAGUGAAGUAUUGGGGUGUUGCUACAGAGAGUAAAUGAUAUAUUCAUUGAAUAAACAUAUAGACACUUAAAAUUCUUUUCAUUUGGGGCCUGGAAAAGGUUAUAAAAUUAAGUGAAUGUUUAUUAGGCAUUACAGUUCAAAUAUUGGGCAUGUUUUGAGUUUACCUAAAAUUUAGAUAGUUCUUACAUGUGACUAAGAAAGUAAAAGGGCAAAGACACUCUAAUACCUAAAAUGGAAGGUUUUAUCUGUAAAAUCAAGAUAUUUAAUUUUAGUUUACCAUGUGUGCCUUUAUUGUUUGCUGUUUUUGUACUAAAUAUUCAGUUUAACUGUCUUUUACUAGGAAAGAUGGUUGUACUUAGCACAUUUAGAAGACUACUACAUACUAUCUGUGAAAUUGCUUUAAAUUAUGGAAAUUAUAUUGAUUAAGCUAUUAAUUUAUUUAUGUACCUUUCUUAUGAGCCCUGUAAGUUAACAUAGUUAUCAAAUUAUGAAAACAUUUAAAGCUAACUUCAGCAACACACAAAACCUUAUCAGAAUUAAUUCAUCAAUAAUUUAUUGAGUAUCUUCUGUGUGGCAGGUAUUAUGCUAAUAAUGCUAAGCCAGGAGCCACAAAAGUGAAGAAGACUGAAGAAGGUCCCUGUCUUCAUGGAAUGUGUAAUCAAGUGGGGUAGAUAUUAAAACAAGUGACCUAAUAUGAAGUUUUGGUGUGCUAUGAGAUCACCUGAUUCAAGAGCUCAGCUAGUAUGAAGGCUUGCUUGGGUGGUCUGGAAGACUUUGCAGAGACAGCAACACUGAAUUUGAGCCCCCGUGAGGAUUAUUUGACUAGGAAAUGGGAGGAGAGAGAUGGAUCCUCUAGCAUUCCAAGAACAUAGGGAAGGAGAAUUUGGUACUAAGGAGCCAGGGUUAGAGCAGACCUGGGACGGGGCCAGGUUAAACAGAACCAUUCAGGUACUGCUCAAACUUUGCAACUGACCAUCUCUACUUCUUGCUCUUCUGUUCCUCUGCCACUCUCAUCCCUUGCCCAGAGCUGUCUUUUUUCUUUCUUUCUUUUUUAGUUGUAGACUAAUGCAAUACCUUUGUUUUUAUUUUUAUGCCUCACAUAUGCUAGGCUAGAGCUUUUACUACUGAGCCACAACCCUAGUCCCUAGAGCUGUCUUGAGCCACGUAUCCAUGAAGUUUUGGCUGACUUCUCACCACCAUAGAAUAUCAUCCUCUUGUUUGCCCUGUAGUGUUUUACCUGAGAGCUUACUUGUUAUUAUGUUUACUUGUCCACGUGUGCUUCUGCCCUACUAGAUCAUGAGUUCCUUAAGUGCUCCUUAGUCAUGGGUGUGUUCCACAAAGUGCCUAGUCCUAUCUCUAAUAAAGUAAGGUAGUCAAAAAUUGUUUAAAUCGAGAAAAAUUACUCUCAAUGCUAUUGUUUCUGUUUUGUUAUUAGUGAUUUUUAUACGCAAAGCCAGAAAUUCAAACGAGGUGUUCAGGUUUCUUUUUUUCAAGUGAUGGCAUUGAGGUCCAGGAAUGGGGCUCAGUGGUAGAGUGUUUGCCUAACAAGUGCUAGACCCUGGGAUCAAUCACCAGCAUGGAAAAGGGGAAAAACCAAAGAGAUGGAGUUGAAAUAUCAUUUGGAAAGUAUAGGAUAGACUUAGAUAACAUUUCCUCUCCAACUGAAAUUAUUAAUUGAUGAGUUGCUUUUCCUUCUCUCCUUCACUGUCAUGUGGUUACCCACAGCCUUUUAUUCCAUUAAAGGAAAGGUACACUGUGGUAGCAUUUAUCAGUGAUGAAGAUUGAAUGACUAUUAGAGUGGAGUUUGCAAUCCAGCAAAUAUGUACUUUAGUGUUUUCACAAUAAAACUAGAAAUUUUUUUAGUCCUUUAUUUAUUUUACAAAAUUGUUUUCCAUGUUGACAAGCACAAAAACAAAACAAAACAAAAAUGCUGUUCAUUCAUAUGGGACCCAUUAUGUACCUCUUUAAAUAGAAUAAGAAGGGUAGUACUUAUAAUUUUGGUAUUUGUAGUUAAAGUAAUUAUGAAGCUGUCUUCAUUUUGUUGUCUGUAUCAUGCAGAAUUCAUUUUGAAAAGUACUAUUGUAAAAAAAAGCUUAAGACCUGACAUGUUAAUAAAUAAUUAUUUGUAUAAGUAA